Pelobates fuscus (common spadefoot toad) is the source of this 888-nucleotide messenger RNA. Its product is annotated as putative defense protein 2. Lineage: Eukaryota; Metazoa; Chordata; Amphibia; Anura; Pelobatidae. The coding region runs from base 41 to 637 and encodes 198 amino acids. The record is from RefSeq and is a predicted model, not a curated record. Gene Ontology annotation, cellular component: membrane. The transcript has 5 exons.
CUCACUCUGAGCCCACAAACGCUGCUCACACAUCCAAACGAUGUCUCUUACCAAUCUGUCCAAGCUAUUGGCUUUCUCAAUACUCCUGAAGGCGAGUGUCCAGUUACCAAAUGGAGCACCUAUAUCGGCUUGCCAGUCAAUGAUGCCCGUUCACGAAGGAAUCUCUCCACAGCCAAAUCCAGCACCGUACAUAUUUAAGACUAGUUCCAGCUCGUAUCAAAGUGGAAAACCUAUAACAGUUCAAAUAAUUGGCCCUGCGUACAGAGGUUUCCUGUUGGAGGCUCGGACGUUUCAACAGACCGACCUUCUUGGAAAAUGGCUUCAGCCACCAAAUAAUACUAAGAUCUUACCGUGCCCAGAAAACCCCAAUGGAGCGAUUACGCACUCCAACACCAAUUUAAAGACACAGUCUACAACGUACACUUGGAUGCCGCCAGAUUCAAAGUGCCCACGAGUUAUAUUCUUUGUAGCAACAGUGGCAGAGGCUUAUGAUGUGUAUUGGCUUGGAGUUCAAUCUGCUGUUAUAUGGAAAGAUGCAGCAGCAACAUGCGGUGCGAAUGGGAUUAGCGAGAGAGAAACUCUUUAUACAAUUAUGUUUCUUCAUUUGGGAAUGUUCUUAAUGUUCCAUUUUAACUGAAGUUACGCUUAAAUUAUGCCAGUGUCUUUGUUCUCUCAUCAAGCAAACAUUCUACAUUUCACAGAAUUAAAACAAAAAUAUUGUCCAAAGGAUUCUACUGGGUAUAUGACUGGCAAACCUGAUGUGUUUCUUUGUGGCACCAUCAUUGUUCUGAGCAGAAUUUUCAAAGUUUUUGCUUCUAUCUUUUACUUGUCAUUUAUGCUCAGAACUUCUUUAUUUAAUUAUUUUUGUGAAAUUCUAAAUAAAGAAAA